Molecule: messenger RNA, 5394 nt
Organism: Cucumis sativus (cucumber)
Lineage: Eukaryota; Viridiplantae; Streptophyta; Magnoliopsida; Cucurbitales; Cucurbitaceae
Product: formin-like protein 18
Source: RefSeq, a predicted model, not a curated record
GAAAAGAAAAAAGAUUCAAGAGAGACGCAAAGAGGAGAUAGAUAAAGACAAAGCUCAGAUCCUCCAUUAACAACCGCCAUAUCCAAUUCUUCUUUGUUUACAGUAUUUUCUUUAUUUCUUCCUUAAUCAAAUUUCUUGGAAUAUUCCACCACUUUCUCUCUAAACCCCAAAACUCAUUUCCAUUUUUGUUCCCUUUUUCCCCCUCAUUUUCUUUUGGUUCUUUCGGACAUUGGAGCUUGAAUUGAUUGAAAGCUAAGUCAAUCAAUCCUUUUCUUCUUUUUCUUCUUUUUCUUCACCAUGAAACCUUAAGUGUAAACGUGACGGCAACAACGAAAGUGUUUCCUUCAAGGCCAAUCAAAAAUUUAUUUCCAUUUUUUGGUUCCGGAAUUUACACUCUCUGCCAUACACAAUCAUGGCCUUCUGCAAUUGAUCGUUCGUCUUCGGGAAUUUGGUGAUCCGCGUGGGUGAAAUUACCUGCAAUGUGUUUUCGUAAUGCGGCUUCUAAUUGGGGAUUUGAUUCUUAACAACUUCGUUUUCUGUUUAUUUGGAUCUCAACCCCAAUUUCUCAAUGGCCUUAUUUCGCAAAUUCUUUUAUCGGAAGCCACCCGACGGGCUUUUAGAGAUAUCCGAAAGGGUUUAUGUUUUCGACUGCUGCUUUACAACGGAGGUGUUGGAAGAAGACGAAUACAAGGUCUAUAUUGGAGGGAUUGUGGGGCAACUUCGUGAGAGUUUGACAGACGCCUCAUUCAUGGUGUUCAAUUUCCGAGAAGGGGAGCAUCAUAGCCUCAUUACUAAUAUAUUAUCUGUAUAUGAUAUGACUGUCAUGGACUAUCCUAGACAAUAUGAAGGCUGCCCUUUACUCACCAUGGAGAUGAUCCACCAUUUCUUGAGAUCCAGUGAAAGCUGGCUCUCACUUGGGCAACAGAAUGUACUUUUAAUGCACUGUGAAAGAGGGGGGUGGCCAGUCUUGGCUUUCAUGUUGGCCGCUCUUCUGAUUUACAGGAAGCAGUAUGCAGGGGAGCAGAAAACUUUGGAUAUGAUUUACAAGCAAGCACCUAGAGAACUUUUGCAGUUGAUGUCACCACUUAAUCCAUUGCCUUCACAGUUGAGGUAUCUUCAAUAUGUAUCAAGAAGAAAUGUGGGCUCUGAAUGGCCUCCUCUUGACAGAGCCCUUACACUAGACUGCAUAAUUAUUAGAUGUAUUCCUAAUAUGGAUGGGGAGGGUGGUUGCCGCCCAAUAUUUAGGAUAUAUGGACAGGAUCCGUUUAUGGCUGCUGAUCGAACUUCCAAAGUAUUGUUCUCAACCCCCAAAAAGAGUAAACUUGUUCGUCAGUAUAAGCAGGUAGAUUGUGAACUAGUUAAAAUUGAUAUCCAUUGCCAUAUCCAAGGUGAUGUUGUUCUUGAAUGUAUAAGUUUGGACAAUGAUCUGGAAAGGGAGGAAAUGAUGUUCCGAGUUAUGUUUAACACAGCAUUUAUCAGGUCAAAUAUUUUGAUGCUUAACCGUGAUGACAUUGAUAUUUUAUGGCAUGCAAAGGAUCAAUUUCCAAAGGAUUUCAGAGCAGAGGUUCUUUUCUCAGAGAUGGAUUCUUCCGCUUCACUUAUUUCAAUUGAAUUGCCAAAUAUUGAAGAGAAAGAUGGCCUUCCAAUCGAAGCCUUUGCUCGAGUUCAAGAGAUCUUUAGCAAUGUGGACUGGCUAAGCCCAAAGGCAGAUGCAGCUCUUAACGUGCUUCAGAAAAUAACAGCUUCAAAUUUACUUCAAGAGAAGCUGCUUAGUUCUGGCUCUUUAGACAGAAGGCAAUUACUUGACUUAUCUCUUGAAAAACUAAUCUUGGAAUCAGAGACAUCUGAAGAAAAUAUUAGAAGUCCCCGAUUGAAGAUACAGACAAAGUCUAAGCUUUCUUCCGAAUUAUCUAAAGCUGCAAGUUCAGUGAUAUCAAAACUUGAACCCUCAGAAUUGCAGGUUGCUCUCCAACUACCACCUCAGUCUAAAAUAAUCACUCAACGAAUACCUCAACCGUCAUUGUCUACGCCAGUCUCCUUCCGUAGUUCUAUGCAAGGUUCACCUCGCCCUAUACUAAGAUAUCACAGUGCACCCUCAGCUCUUGGCAUUACAGCUUUACUACAUGAUCAUUCCGAUUUUAUUGGUAAAGAACUUAUACAUUCAGGGACAACAUCUUCACCAUCAUCUGCUCGGUUGAGUCCAACUGCUCUAGAUUCACCUAGAGAUAUUCAACGUAGUAACCUUCCUAUUUCUCCUCUCCCUCUAGUAUUAGACGCAAGAUCUUCAUUAGAAAAUUCUUUGACCACCGCAUCAACUACAACCAUUCCUGAUCCACUGCCCCUUCACCAACUUUCUUUGAAACCUAUUAAAUAUUUAGUUUCUCAACCGACUCAAACCACAUCACAAGUGAGAAGUCAAUUAUCACCAUCUUCAUUACAACCAACUUCUGCCUCUUAUAUUGGGGAAUCCCCACCCUCUCUCAAUGAUAGCGAAGCUUCAAUAUCAUCUUCCUCUCCUUUGUCAAGAUCAUCUCCAUCUUCUUGUACUAAAGAAUUAAUUUCCGUUUCCACUCCUCCUCCUCCUCCUCCCCUCCCCCAUUUUGAUUCACCUUCAGCUUUAGCAACAUCUCCACCUUCUAGUAGGACGAAUGGUUCGAUUUUCCCAUCCUCACCACAACCGCCUUCUACGACAAAACUGUUAUCUUCUAUCAAGAAAACAACUCAACCUGCUCCUCAAUUUUCUUCGUCUGAUGAUCAUCUAGUUUCUUCAGAGUCACCUAUAAAGAACUCGAAGAGUGUCUCUCCCCUCCCCCUCCCCCUCCUCCUCUCCUCCUCCUCCUCCUACUCCUACUCCUCCUCCUCCUCCUCCUCCUCCUCCUCCUCAUGUUUUAGCCCUAACUUAGGCACUAGUGUUGUCUCGCCGACAUCAGUGCCUCCGCCCCAACCUCCACCUCCACCUCCUUCAUGGAAGGACUCUACGAACACAUUCAUGCAUGUCCCCCCAGCUCCACCUCCAGCCCCACCCUUGCCUCCAUCUUCUUUCAGUUCUACAUUUACUUGUGGUUCUAGUAUCACGCCUUUAGGGCCACCACCACCGCCACCACCUCCUUCAAGUCAUGCACCACAAGAUUUUGCCACAGUAGUUAGGACCUUGAUGAAUGCAUCUGGCCCUCCACCUCCCCCACCUCCCUCGUUACAUUCAUCUCUAGGUUCUAAUACUGUAUCUUCAGUGCCGCCCCCGCCACCCCCUCCUAGUCUUGCAGUAAAUGUUGCAACAACCGUUAACUUGACACAUGUCAGCCCCCCUCCUCCUCCUCCUCCACCAUUAGCAAAUUCUGGACCCACCUUAUGUCCAGGUGUUGCAACGUCAGCUCCGCCUGCUCCACCUCCUCCAGGUUUCUCAAUGGAAGGUUCUGCAACACAUGCUCCACCUGCACCCCCUCCUCCAGGUCUCAGCGGUAAUAAACUCUCAAAUGUCAAUGGUACUUCCUCACAGUCUCACGUUGGCGUUAAUAACAGCAACAUACCUUCUGUUCCUGGACCACCUUCCAGUGCUCUAUUCAAUGCAAAGGGACGUGGCCUUGGACGUAUGAACUCCAAAAACCAGUCUCAACCUAAAAGAUCCAAUCUAAAGCCUUAUCACUGGUUAAAAUUAACGAGGGCCAUGCAAGGAAGCUUAUGGGCAGAGACACAAAAGACCGAUGAAGCUUCCAAAGCUCCGGAGUUUGACAUGUCAGAACUUGAAAGUCUUUUCUCUGCAGCUGCACCAAAUUCAGACUCUGGAGGUUCGGGAAAUUCAAAUCGCCGAGCCUCAGGGCCAAAAUCAGAUAAAGUUCAUUUGAUUGAACUUCGCCGGGCCUAUAAUUGUGAAAUUAUGCUUUCUAAAGUUAAGAUUCCUUUGCCUGACAUGAUGUGUUCAGUCCUUGCAUUGGAUGACUCGGCAUUAGAUGUGGAUCAGGUUGACAACCUAAUCAAGUUUUGUCCAACAAAGGAAGAAAUGGAAUUACUAAAGGGGUACGGUGGGGAUAAGGACAACUUGGGAAAAUGUGAACAAUUCUUUUCUGAAUUAAUGAAAGUCCCACGAGUAGAGUCCAAGCUAAGGGUAUUUUCUUUCAAGAUACAAUUCCGAUUGCAGGCCUCUGACCUUAGAAAUAGUCUGAAUACUAUUAAUUCGGCAUCUGAAGAGAUCAGAAGUUCGGUAAAGUUGAAAAGGGUAAUGCAAACUAUCCUUUCACUGGGUAAUGCUUUGAACCAUGGAACGGCUAGAGGUUCCGCUAUUGGAUUUCGGCUUGAUAGUCUUCUCAAACUCACUGAUACACGAGCCAGAAACAAUAAGAUGACUCUCAUGCAUUAUCUAUGUAAGGUUCUUGCUGAAAAGCUGCCAGAACUUCUAGAUUUUCCGAAGGACCUUGUGAGUUUGGAAGCUUCUACGAAGAUACAACUGAAGUACUUGGCAGAAGAAAUGCAAGCCAUAAGCAAAGGGCUUGAGAAGGUUGUCCAGGAAUUGGCCAAUUCAGAGAAUGAUGGACCCAUUUCUGAAAUUUUCUGCCGGACUUUAAAAGGCUUCCUUUCUCAUGCCGAGGCAGAAGUGAGGUCUCUUGCCUCUCUUUAUUCUAAUGUGGGUAGAAAUGCCGAUGCACUGGCUCUUUAUUUCGGCGAAGAUCCUGCACGUUGCCCUUUUGAGCAAGUUGUUUCUACACUGUUCAAUUUUGUGAGGAUGUUUGCGCGAGCGCACGAAGAAAACUGUAAGCAGCUUGAAUAUGAAAAGAAAAAAGCACAGAAAGAAGCGGCAGAAAGGGAGAAGUUGAAGCUCGGUACUGCGAAAAAGGAGUCAGGAUUCUUAAUGCAGACUCAAAUCUAGCAUAGCAACGUCAAAGCUAUCUGAAGUGUUCUAACAAACAUUUCUGCAACAUUACUAAGUUAUCCUCCAUAAGCUGAUAUUACGUUAUGACCAAAGUAACCCAUAACCAAUUGAUCGUGCACAAUCGAAUAACGCCAGCGUCAAUGUCGCUCAUCUUGGAUAGAAGGACGUUUCAGAGGCACAGGAUGUAGAAUAAGUAGCCAGUGCUGGGAUAAAACUAAAAACCAGUAAGUCUUCUACCAAACUUUUGUAAUAUUUCAUAACAACAGAAGAAAGAAGAAAUUAAAUAAUUAAUAGCCUUAUAGGAGUGUGAAACUCAUCAGCCAUUGUUGCUGUCAUUUGUUUGUGUAAUGAGUUACUAGUAGAGUGGUAGAUAUUCUUUGGUGAAGCUUAAGGAAGUCAUGUGUUUGAGGCAGAAGCACUCAAAUGAUGGGACUUUCUUGGUUAGAUCAGAAUUUUGGUGUAAAAUAUAUCAUAUAUGUAAUUGUAGUUUUGUUCAUGUUCUAUAUAUAAUUACAUUCUUUCCCCACCAA